Trichoderma gamsii is the source of this 4881-nucleotide messenger RNA. RefSeq lists its product as hypothetical. The transcript has 4 exons. Bases 1 to 4881 code for a protein of 1626 amino acids. The record is from RefSeq and is a predicted model, not a curated record. NCBI's taxonomy places the organism in Eukaryota, Fungi, Ascomycota, Sordariomycetes, Hypocreales, Hypocreaceae.
AUGGAAACUGCUCAAAACCGCACUUCAAUUCCAGACGAGGCUCCUCAGCGAGCUCGCGCUCGAGCUACCUACGCCUCAUUCGGAAACGACGGCACCACGGCGACUGCAGAUGCUCAUGGUCAUCUACUGCAAAUAACGCGCUAUUUUGGAAAUAAGCCGUCUGGGUUUUUUUGUGCUGACCUUCCAUCCGCACCUGAGCCAUAUUACGUGGAAUCUCGCAUGGAUUAUCUGCAAAACUCUUGUCAAGAUGCUUCUAGAGGGAUGCGCCUUCUUUUCGAUGGUGAAGAUGGUAAGGAGUGGAGAGCACAAACAAACAUCGACGCUUUGCCAAAAAUGAGCUUUUUACAAGAUCGCUGGCCGUCUUUCAUCACAGAGACUCCAGCAUUUCACCUGGACAUUCAGUAUUCCAUUUCUCAAAGUGCUGUGUACCAACAAUAUACAUUCAAAUUGAAAGAGGGGCAGUUGGUUCUUCCGAAAAUCCCGAAGCUGGCAAUCGAUUCCAACUUACUCCUUCGGAAUCUAAAUUUUAAUGAACAUGACAAAGAGAAUGGGCGUGAGGGAUAUGAUGAGCACUAUAGGCGCUAUAUCUUAAACGAUGGCUACGCAAUAGGUACAGUGCAUGAGGUCGGCCAGGAAACAAAUGAUAUAUAUGCUGUUGGUUUGUUUACAUCAGUAUGUAUCAACGGACAACUUCAAACAUUUAAAGCUGUUGCGCGUCCUGAGCAUUACAGAGAUCUCGAUGGUCCGAAGACCCCGAAAUACUUCGAAGAUUUGCAAAUUGCUGAAGAUGACGCCUAUUACGAAAUAACUCCAGAUCAACAGACAGCAGAUGACUUUUCGGAACUCAAAACUUUGAGAGUGACUGUAGCCUAUAAACUGGCUCCGGCCGCGCUGGCGGACAUGGGCCCUGUAUUCAUCCCCGAAAGCUUUCUGGAAGCAGAACAGAUUAUUGAAAGUCCAUUCGAAACAAUAUCAUUUUCUGAGAAAGAACAUCUCAAUUUUAUACUGAGGCGAAAUUUAGAGCAUAUCUUAUCUGUUUGCAGCAUUCCAACAAACGAAGUCUUGGAAAAACAUGUUCUCCCGGCUGGCAGCAAUUCAGCGUCAAAUCCAGCAAUUGUGUUUACAUGUGGAGAUGUUUCCGGUCAUCGUAUUGCAGCCACAGCAAGCUUCUACGCUUUUGAAUUCUUAUUGAAUGCUCUAAGAUAUCUUCAGGAAAACGUUCUAACGUGUUCAUGUCUUGCCGGAAGCAGUUCAUGCGAAGAUUAUGCUUGCCUGUUGAGCAGAAGAAUCCGACUCACUUGUCAAGGACAUUUGACAUGGAUUUCCUAUGUUCAUACAAAGACAAACACAGGCUUGCUCACUACUGGCUACUGGGCUAGUGGUGAAGCGAUGUCUGGAUGGGAAAACAGCUCCGAAAUGCCUCUCACUACCACACUGUUUAACUUCAUCAAAGCUGCCGGCUUUUGCCAGGUUAGUGCGAAUGAACAGAUACAAACAGAUGUUGCUAUAAAUUUUCAAGAAAUGUUCUCUUGUUUGAUUAAACAGCUCCAUCAGAAAGAUAAAAGUGGCGAGUACAUUUUUCCCCGAGACAAUGAAAACAGACCAUAUACAUACUUUACCAGCGAUCAUGCCCUCAUUUGGUGGGCCAUCAGAUCAGCAGAAGAAAUUGGACUCGGGUCGAGAUGUUUUGUUCCUCCGGACAUGGAACGAGGGCAGCAGGGAAUGAACUAUUCCUCUACCCAGAUUCAAAAAAGCAUGAUCACCAAGCUAGCGACUGAGAAUCAAUAUGCAAAAAAAAUUAUGCUUGCUACUUCUCGGAGUUUCUCUGAGAAUAAAUUUCUCCUAGGGUCCGACGACACUAUUCUCUUCCACACUAUGAAUGUUGGUAUAUUCGAUCGAACGAAUAAUAUUGAAGACGAGCCAGAUAUAUGGCGAAACAAAAUCGAUGCGUGGAAUAAUUUAAUCGACUACCAAGGGCAGCGUGAAGAUCAUACUGCUUGGAUCAAUCCACUCCAAAUUGCUUUCUAUUCCAUCAUGUCAGCAAACAACAAAUGUAUGGAUUCGCGGCCAGCAGAAGAGAUAUAUAGCCUUGCUAGAUCGAUACUAUUUUCCAGCUCCUCGCCAAACGGACUCUUACCAGGACAAUUAGAUGAAAAUCAAGAGCCUACCCUUUUCGACAACGCAUCUACACGUGAUUCGUAUUGGCAUGCUACCUUCGAGGUUCCUUAUAUUUUGUGGAACUAUCAGAUACGACAAUCCGUGCAGCAACAGGUCUCGAUUUCAAGGUUAUCUGAGAUUUCUCAGACAAUAGAGAAAAUUAAUCAGCAAAUGAACAAAAUGAACUCCAGUCUAGAAAUGUCAACUUCCAAGGGAAACGUGAAUGAGAUACCAGACCGAUGGCUUUAUGACGAACCACGCUUUUUUAACUUUGACCAAGACCUAUCUGACAAGAAUAUUAAGCAAUUUUGCGAAGAGCAUCAGCAUAUACUUUGCGGCACGGUAAUAGACGAAGCAAUUUCGAAGGUGUUGGGGCAUAAAUCCUUCAAAGCCGAUAUCAACCAAGACAAUACCAACGAAAACAAUGCCAACGGAGGUGGUACCGGCGGAGAUAAUAAAAACAAGGACGACACCAACCAAAAAGAUAUUAAAAAAAAAGAAAUCAACAAAGACAACAGCGAUAACGACAUUAUAAACGGAUAUAUCAUUGAUAUUCCGAAAAAGGAGGGCUUAUAUAUGAAAGUCAAUACAUCGGAGCCGCGCAGUGUUACCAACAGCAAUGGAAUCAAGCAGUACAUUAACCAAAGACGAACUCCUGCUUCGGCAAAGAAACGUUUUUUGCGUUUUCAUCCCAUAAGCCAGGAUGAUGCACUGUUAUGCUAUCUCGCGUCCUCAGAGAAGGACGCUAUUUCUCUGUUUUUUGAUCGACACGCAUCCUAUGAUCGACAUUUCUCUGAGGACACCAUAUUAGUACUCAACAAGUGGGUAACUGAAUUGCAUCUUCCAUUCUAUCAGAUCACCAGACAGGAGCCAUCAUCCGGUAUAUACCAAACAAUAGCUAAGGUGGUAAGCAUUCCCUUUCUGCGACGUAUGAGGAAGGACAAAGGCGCAAUGUGGAUCAACCGGGCCACGAUGGGCUUUAGGUUUGACGGAGAUAUAUUGGAUCGCUACUGGACAUGUCAUUUCAUUGAAUAUAACCCUCAAAAGCUGGUCGAAUCGAAGAACCACGAAGAUGACAAGUUACCUAAUCUGCACAGCAAAAUGACCAAACGAGUUGUUGGCGCUUUAAAGGACAAUGCAUGGAGACAGCGAAGGAUAUUAGAACUCGUUUUAUUUGACCUGAUCCUAGAAGAGAUGUUGAGGAGUACAAGAGAGAUUCUUAAAGAGGCUCAGCGAUGCAUCGAAAGAAGCUUCAGGCCCGAAAGUGUUGACAGUCUCGAUCGCCAGGUCUCGAACUCUAUAUUUCUGGAUCCUCUUACCAUGAUUGACAAAGUCGAUAAUGACAACUUCCUUUCAACAAAUACGUUAUGGAAUGAGCUUGAGCCUAUCUUUCAACUGGUCAGGGAUGCACUCAAUGAGAAUUUGGCAACAAUCAGGCUUUGGAUGGAACGCGAAAACGAGCACAGACGGGAUGAGUUGCAGUGGACUUUGAAUGAUGAACGCGAUUACCGAGGCGCUAUAUCUACGUUGCAGGUCUUGAAUAGACAUAAGAUUGAUAGGCUUGAGCGAUAUAGUGCCAAUAUUGCAUCUUUCAACGCCUCAUUUGCAAGAAAAUUGGAAGCCAUGCGCAAUGACCUCGAUCAACGUGGCGCUAAUGACAUUCGACUAUUCACCUAUGUGACGGUCGUCUUUUUGCCAGUUGGCUUUGCCACCAGCGUCUUUAGUAUGAGUGGAGCGCCCUCAGGGAAUACAUUGCAUCAAAUGAUAGUCACCGCCAUAAUCGCCUUGCUCGUUACUUUUGUCGCAUUGGUUAAUGCUCGCAUACUAGACAGAGUUUUAGGACCUGUCUUUCGUUUAGGCCGACGCGCGACCGAAAGCAUAGUCAACCCGCUCAUAAGUCCAAUGUACGAAAUUGUCGUUCAGCCAAUCAGCAGGGCAGUCUAUGCUUUUCUAUGGAAAGUGGCUUAUUACAUCGCAUUUCAUUGCUACUAUCAGUUUUAUAUACGGCGCUUUUCGCCCAACUAUCCAAAAACGCGUACUCGAGAUACAGACGCGGAGGAUAAAGAGAUGAACUUCAAAAGGAUGCGUGAAUUGGGUCCUGUACAAACAGCACGGGAAGAAUAUAUGAAUAUCCAAAAGCAGAGAGAAGAGCUGAAACAAGAGAAGAAGAACAUAGAGCAGCAGGUUAGAAAAGAAAAGGAAGAACAAUAUGAGAAAGAGGAGGAACAGAAGUUUAGGGACAGUGAGCAAGCAAAACUUAACGAGGAGGUCCGUGACGAAGUUACUGAAACUUUGAAAAUAGAAUUGGACGCCGCGGUUAAAACAAGGGUUGAAACGUAUGAGAAAGAUAUGAGUAAUAUAAAUGCGGAAGAGAGAGAAAUAUUAGAGAACCUGUAUCGACAAUGGCUUGAGCCAUCUAUGAAAGAAAGGCUUAUAAAUGAGGCCAAAGACAGAAUUCGGAGGAGGGCAAAACUUGAGAUUAAAAACAGAGUGAAUGGUAGAAUUGAAAAGGAAGUCGAGGAACGGUUUGAAAAGAAAAGGAAAGACGAAGAAGGAAAAAGGAAAAGCGAAAAAGAAAAAAAGAAAAACGAAAAGGAGGAAAGAAAAACGCGGAUUGGGAGCGUUAAAAAAGCACGAAGUGGUAUCGUUCGUCGUAUGAUUGGAAAGAGAAAUCAGAAUACUCAGGGUGGAUUAGCUGGCGAAGAGGUUGAAGAUCAGGUUUAA